AUGAAUAAGAGCUGGACUGAAGCACAGAGUUACUGCAGAGAGAAGUACACUGACCUGGUUACCAUUGACAACCCAGAGGAAAUGAACAGAGUGAUUAACAGGGUAAACCUCACUGGUUAUACUGGACCAGCCUGGAUAGGACUGGAGAAGGGAAACUCGUGGAAGUGGCAGUGGUCCCUGGAAGAGAGACGUCUCUACAGUGAUGGACAGACUGGGUUCUCAAACUGGGACAGCAGCGUAGGAGCACCUCACACUGCGGAUGGGAAUACCAACUGUGUGGGGAUGAGAGACACUGCGAAAUGGAAUGAUAUUCCCUGUGCCUCUAAAUCUCCCACAGGAUUCUUUGUUUGUUAUGAUGAGAGAAAACAAACCAACCAGAGCUACGUCUUCAUUAAUCAAAAUAAUAUGAACUGGACGGAGACACAGAGAUACUGCAGAGAGAAACACACAGACCUGGUCAGUGUGAGGAACCAGACUGAGAAUGAUCUCAUACACAAUAUGUUUAGAAGUGGAACCUUUGUGUGGAUCGGUCUGUACAGAGACUACUGGCAGUGGUCAGACCAGAGAAACUCCUCAUUCCGCUACUGGAAAUUAGGGAAACCGGACAAUGGUGAUGGAAAUCAAUGUGCUGUGGCCUGGAUGACAGCGACAGAUAAGGGACGAUGGGAUGAUCAGAAAUGUAAUGGAAAGUACCCAUUUAUCUGCUAUGGAGAUCCACUGCUCUUGGUCCAGGAGAAUAAAACUUGGAAUGAAGCCCUGAGAUACUGCCGAGAUAACAAUAUGGAGCUGGUGUCUGUCCACAAUGCCGAUGUCCAGAAGUGGGUGGAGGAGACGGUGAAAAAUGCCACCAGUGGCCAUGUGUGGCUGGGUCUGCGUUAUACCUGUGUCCUAAACUUCUGGUUCUGGGUCAGCGCACAAUCCAUUCAGUACGAACACUGGGCUCCCAGCAAUGAGACAGGAGCCAUAGACUGUGGAACUACAGGAGCUGUGAAAUCUUCAGAAGGUUAUAAGUGGGUCCCUCUCCUUGACACUGAGAAGCUCAACUUCAUCUGCUACAAAUGUUUGUUAGUCUGAUCCAAGGACCUGUGGUUAGUACCUGGAUUGUGUUCACCGUGUAAAUGUGAGCAGAUGUUUGAAUGUUUAUUACAUAUAGUUUAGAUUCCUUUGCUGUGGGUUCUUUAAAAUUUUAAA
Scleropages formosus (Asian bonytongue) is the source of this 1191-nucleotide messenger RNA. RefSeq names its product C-type mannose receptor 2-like. The coding region runs from base 1 to 1074 and encodes 357 amino acids. The transcript is spliced from 3 exons. The record is from RefSeq and is a predicted model, not a curated record. Lineage: Eukaryota; Metazoa; Chordata; Actinopteri; Osteoglossiformes; Osteoglossidae.